Molecule: messenger RNA, 2053 nt
Organism: Lotus japonicus
Lineage: Eukaryota; Viridiplantae; Streptophyta; Magnoliopsida; Fabales; Fabaceae
Product: clathrin interactor EPSIN 1
Exons: 11
Coding region: 118-1800 (560 amino acids)
Biological process (GO): endocytosis
Cellular component (GO): plasma membrane; endosome; clathrin vesicle coat
Molecular function (GO): phospholipid binding; clathrin binding
Source: RefSeq, a predicted model, not a curated record
UAGAUCUCAAUCACAAAACGUUGGUCACUACUGGAAAAACAAACCAAAUCCUCUAUAGAAUUUGGUUCUUCUUCACCUUUCUCUUCAGAUCAGAUCUUCAACGCUCUCUCACCCGCCAUGGAUUUCAUGAAGGUCUUCGAUCAAACCGUUCGAGAAAUAAAGAGAGAGGUGAAUCUGAAGGUGCUCAAGGUUCCAGAAAUCGAACAAAAGGUGUUGGAUGCAACUGAUAAUGAACCUUGGGGUCCUCAUGGUUCUGCUCUGGCAGAGAUUGCGCAGGCGACCAAAAAAUUUACUGAAUGCCAACUGGUCAUGAACGUUCUUUGGACGAGACUGAGUGAAACUGGAAAGGAUUGGCGAUAUGUAUACAAGGCAUUAGCUGUUAUAGAGUAUUUGGUAGGACAUGGAGCUGAACGUGCAGUUGAUGACAUUAUAGAACAUACUUUUCAGAUCUCAGCACUUUCUAGUUUUGAAUAUGUUGAGCCUAGUGGGAAGGAUGUGGGACUCAAUGUCAGGAAGAAGGCAGAAAACAUCGUGGCCCUUUUGAAUGAUAGAGAUAAGAUACACGACGUCAGAAAUAAAGCUGCUGCAAAUCGUGAUAAGUACGUUGGAGUUUCUUCUAGUGGAAUCACGCACAAGGCUACGUCAGCCUCUUACAGUAGUGGCAGCUACCAGAGCAGUAGUAAAUAUGGAGGCUUUGGUUCAAAGGAUAGUGACAGGUUUAGUGAUAGCUAUAAAGACAAGGGUUACAAUGAAGAAGAAAAAGUGGAGAAAGAUUACUCUGGAAAGUCACGCCAUGGCACUGCAAAUGAUAAUCAAGAGAACUCUUAUAAGAAGGGUUCUGCACGGUCUCUCAGCAAAAGUCAGGACAAAAUGCCAUCUAGAGUAUCAAAGUCAUCUACUAAUGCAAACAGUUCAGUUCCUUCUCAAAGUUCAGGUGUACCUGUAAACAGUACUGAGGAUGAUUUUGACGAUUUUGAUCCGAGAGGAACAUCAACUAAGGCUUCAUCUGGAAGCUCAAAUCAGGUUGAUCUCUUUGGGCAAGAUUUAAUUGGUGACCUCAUGGAUGCCCCAGCAUCUGUUUCUGUAGAAAAUCCAGCAACUAGUGAUGUGUCAGAGGUCGAUCUCUUUGCAGAUGCAUCAUUUGUAUCAGCGGAGCCUCAUGCGGACAAAGGAGCUAGUUCUCAACCACAGGAUAAAGUGGAUCUAUUUUCUUCACAGCCUGCCAUUCCUACAGUUACACCCACAGUUGACUUGUUUUCCAUUCCUGAACCAGUUGUGCAGCCUGACAACAAGUCAGAAAACUAUGUUCCUGUGAAUAAUAGCACUUUCGAUCCCUUCGCUGCUGUUCCUCUUAACACAUUUGAUGGAUCAGAUGUUUUUGGUGAAUUUUCUUCACAGUCUGAUUCUGUAUCUUCACAGCCCUCAAAUAAUGUUGUCAGCGAUGGCAGCCAUGAUAAUAUGAAUGGGAAGUCUUUAGCAGACUCCAAAGUUUCACCUAAAAAGGAUGCCUUCCAGGUGAAGUCUGGCAUUUGGGCUGAAUCACUAAGCCGUGGAUUGAUUGAUCUCAAUAUAUCUGCGCCCAAAAAAGUAUCCCUUGCGGAUGUUGGAAUUGUGGGGGGAUUGAGUGAUGGAUUUGAUGAAAAGGAGAAAGGCACUCCCCCACCUUCAUUUUACAUGGGGAGAGCUAUGGGUUCAGGAUCUGGUCUUGGUAUGUCUGGAGUCCCUUCUUCACAGCCUGGAACUGGAGAUGACAUAUUCUCAAAUUGGGGUGGCCAUCAAUUUGGUGGGUUCCAAAAAUAAAAAUCUAGAUUCUAUACUCGUCCUAUCACAUUUUCACUCAUUCAUUGUGUGUCGGCAUUCUCCAGACUGUUGUUGAGCUAUUUGGCAUGAUGGAUUUGAUUUUGUUAAUAUAUAUUUCUCACUAUUGUGAUUAUAUUAUUUUAAAUAUAAGUUACUAUUAUUGCGGAUAAGCGCUAGUGUAUCAUGUGUUUCAAUGUUUAUAUAUCAUUUGAGCUAAUACAUUCAUCUCAAUCCACUAGUUGAGUUUCAUUCA